CUCCCGUCAUCCCCCAAAAAAUAUUAAAUUUUGAUUAGCACCCAUUAAAAGAUUGGAUAAAAGGUAAAAUCUUGCGUCAAAAAGUCAAGAUUUUGGUGCUUUGAUCUGAUGCAAUUGGCUAAAAAUUGGUGGUUGAGAGUCUUCAGACGCCAACCUCCUCCAUUUGUUAGAAUCAGCAGCAGAUUUUGCAGCAGCAAAAGGAGAGGGGUAGAUAUGGGGACUUACGCCCAGCUUGCGCAGAGAGCGUUGAAGACUGAGAAUCCUGUCAUGGUUCAGAUUCAAGAACUGAUUCGUUCAGCUGGUCGAGAUGUGACCUCGUUGGCUCAGGGUGUAGUUUAUUGGCAGCCACCUGAGAAAGCAUUGAACAGAGCUAAAGAAAUCGUGUGGGAACCUUCCACUAGUCAUUAUGGUGCUGAUGAAGGCCUUCCAGAACUCCGGCAGGCUUUGAUUGAGAAGUUACGUCGGGAAAAUAAAUUGACCAAGUCUUCUGUUAUGGUGACAGCUGGUGCAAACCAGGCCUUUGUGAACAUUGUCCUUACACUAUGUGAUGCUGGGGACUCUGUUGUUAUGUUUGCACCAUAUUACUUCAAUUCAUACAUGUCCUUCCAGAUGACAGGUGUCACUGAUAUUUUGGUUGGUCCUAGCAAUCCCAAGACCCUUCAACCUGAUGCAGAUUGGUUGGAGAAGGUUCUUACAAAGCAAGAUGAUAAACCACUUCCCAAGCUUGUUUCUGUUGUAAACCCUGGAAACCCAUCUGGUGCCUAUAUCCCAAAACCACUCCUCCAGAGAAUUUCAGAUCUUUGUAAGAGCGCAGGAGCAUGGCUUGUUGUAGAUAACACCUAUGAAUACUUCAUGUAUGAUGGAUUGGAACAUUUUUGUCUAGAAGAUAACCAUAUAGUCAAUAUCUUCUCCUUCUCUAAAGCUUAUGGAAUGAUGGGAUGGCGCAUCGGUUAUAUAGCAUACCCAACAGAGGUUCAAGAUUUUGGACUCCAACUCCUUAAAAUCCAAGACAACAUACCAAUAUGUGCCUCAAUCAUAGGGCAACGCCUCGCUCUCGCCUCUCUAGAGGUGGGUCCCAAAUGGGUCAGAGAGAGAGUACAAAACCUCAUAAAUAACAGAGAAGUGCUCAUCAAGGCGCUCUCUCCUCUCGGAGAAGAUGCAGUUAAAGGUGGAGAAGGGGCUAUUUAUCUCUGGGUAAAGCUCCCUGAGAAAUUCUCCGAUGAUUUCGAGGUUGUUAGAUGGCUUGUAAAGAAACACGGUGUGAUUGUCAUCCCCGGUAGCGCCAGUGGUGGGCCUGGGUACAUUCGGAUAUCCUUUGGCGGGCUGAAGGAGGCUGACUGUGAAGUUGCUGCUCAGAAGUUGAAACAGGGUCUAGAGGAGCUUGUUCGAGAUGGAAUGGUAUAGGAGUUACUUUUAUAUUGGUGUCAUACAUUCUGAAAUACAAACUUUUUUUUUUAUUUUUCAAGAAUAAGACAUUAUUUUGGGAGGUAAGAUUUGAUCACCUUCUUCUUGUUAGAAAUAUUUGCUGUAAAUUUUGCGCAGGUAGGUGAUCAAUCCCCGAAAAUGUCAAUUGUGCACUCCAAAAAAAAAAAAAUAUUGUUAGAUGAUAUUCGUCUUGUUACAGGUGUGCUCAUCUUCCAUAUUUAGUGAUACAUGUUUGUCAUAUUUUUCACUUUUAUGGAUACUAAAGAGGUGGGUUCUCUUC
Asparagus officinalis (garden asparagus) is the source of this 1705-nucleotide messenger RNA. RefSeq names its product aspartate aminotransferase-like. The transcript has 10 exons. Bases 109 to 1404 code for a protein of 431 amino acids. Gene Ontology annotation, biological process: biosynthetic process. Lineage: Eukaryota; Viridiplantae; Streptophyta; Magnoliopsida; Asparagales; Asparagaceae. Gene Ontology annotation, molecular function: pyridoxal phosphate binding; catalytic activity. The record is from RefSeq and is a predicted model, not a curated record.